Molecule: messenger RNA, 1855 nt
Organism: Zymoseptoria tritici IPO323
Lineage: Eukaryota; Fungi; Ascomycota; Dothideomycetes; Mycosphaerellales; Mycosphaerellaceae
Exons: 2
Coding region: 245-1855 (536 amino acids)
Biological process (GO): post-transcriptional tethering of RNA polymerase II gene DNA at nuclear periphery; poly(A)+ mRNA export from nucleus; transcription elongation by RNA polymerase II
Cellular component (GO): transcription export complex 2
Molecular function (GO): double-stranded DNA binding; RNA binding
Source: RefSeq, a predicted model, not a curated record
GCAAGCUGCACAUCACGACUGAAACCGCCGUAGCUGGACAAGCGACACCUGGACUUUCCGACGGUCUUGAAGCCUUGCAUAUCGUGAGACGGAAGAAUCCGCCUAGACAAGCGAGCAGAGCGACGCCAGGACUCUCGAGAAACUUCAGUCAUCUGCAAUUGGCGAGCGAAGACAGUGUCCUGCAAGACAGCCAGUACACCCGUUUCUGAGUGCUGAUCUCAGCCGAGCACCAACACGAACGACGAUGCCGGGCCCAAGUGUUCCCGGCGCCCAACUGGGACAAUUCCUCGUUGCCAUCAAUGGAUUCAUACAAAAUCACAACGAGGAUCAGCUCGCACAGUGGAUGGUCAUCGAACCGCCGUUUCCCAACGAAUAUCAGCAGUUGAUCAGCGAGGUGCGACAACUGUAUCCAAAGGGCAACGAGAGUGCGCUGGAGGACAAGUGCAGACAGGUGCUCGGUGCUGCUCGGGAGGGUGUGGAUGGCAGUGGGACUUGGUCGCAAUUCAUACUGUUCAUGGUGCAGUAUCUUGUCUAUUUGCGAGACCUGCAGCCAGAUAAGGAUCAUUUGCUGGAGACUUUUGAGUCGCUGAGUUUGUUGCAGAAGAAAGCGAACAGCGCUCUCAACCACGGAGUACUAGGGCAGCUCAUGCUAUCCGUGGUGGUCACCAGCGCCAAAUUCGUGUGCUUCCUCGCCAUCACCCUGGACAAGGAUCCUUCACUCCUCGGCAGCGGAGCUAAGGCGGCCGCCAAAGAAGACGAUUCACCGGUGUCACUCGCCGAAGGAGCCGUGAAUAACCUCCGCGACGCAUUCAACACAUGUGCGACCGACCGCACAUCCUACCUCGACAGUAAUGGCAGACCCGAAGGCAAGAAGCGUGGCAUCUACCUCAUCGCCAACAUCUGCUUCAAAAUCCUGUUCCAAUGCCGCAAAACGAGCAACGCUACCACCUUCUUCGAACACAUCUACCUCCACUCCCCACCUCUGAGCGCCUAUCCCAAAAGCCAACGAGUCACCUACCUGUACUACCUCGGUGCCUACCUCUUCGAGAACAGCCACUUCUACCGCGCCCAACUCGCGCUCCAACAUGCCUAUGACGAAUCCCCUGCUAGUCCUCAAUGCAUCCGCCAACGUCGACGUAUCCUGGUCUAUCUCAUCACCUCCAACAUUAUCAUGGGCCGCUUCCCAUCCGCCUCCCUCCUGCAACGCCCCGAAGCACAAGGCCUCUACGACCGCUUCAUGCCUCUCAUGCACGCCAUUCGCAGCGGCAACAUCGCCGCGUUCAGGCAGCACCUCGACUGGAGCAGUCCGCACGCCGACUUCUUCCUCCACUUCCGAAUCCUCCUACAACUCCGCAACCGCUGCGAAGUCCUCGUAUGGAGAAGCUUAAUCCGUAAGACCUGGAUUUUAGCCGGCACGAGGUACGACCGGACUGGGAACAGCAAAGCCGCACCGCACGUGAGCGUCGAAGAUCUAGUCGCAGUCUUCUACGCUCUAGAAAAGCGCGCUCAAAAUCCGGCCGAAGCAGUGUGGCAGGACCCCGACUUCGACGGCGCAGACUACAAAACCGAGCCGGACAAGCUCCUCCCCGAUGCGACGUCCAUCGAGUCGAUACUCUCCUCGCUCAUCGAGCAAGGGUUUCUGCGUGGAUUUUUGGCGCAUCGAUCGGGCAAGUUUGUGAUUAUGGGAGCGAAGCAGAGAGGUGGAGAUGAAUUGGCGGCGGGCUUUCCGACGCCUUGGGAGGUUAUUCGGCAGAAGGCGGACGAGGAGGUUCCGGGGUGGAGAAAGAUGCCGCAGAGUGGUGCUGGUGGGAUGGUGAUCAAUUUGAGCGGUGCGAGGCCGGCGGGCAUGGUUUAA